GUUCUCACAUCAAAAAAAACUCUCGAUCCACUUGACCUACAGUUCAUCCACAACCUUUCACCUUUUUUGAUCUUCAGAAGUAAAAAAACAGUACAAAAUGAGUUGGAACCACUUUGUUACUACUCACCAACAUGGUGAUACACGUACGACCAUCAUCUGGGGCCAAGCUCCGCCGCAAUUUAUUCCUUAUCCGAUGCCACAGCCUGUGCCAGUGUCAAGGCCACUAUCCAUGCAUCUUACUUACCCGGGCUAUACAUACCCACCAGCGCCUAUGAGUUGGCCACUGGGACCAGCACCGUCACAACCCCCGCCUUAUUCAAUGGCAGUGGCAUCAUUUCCCUUCGCAUGGCCAUACCUACUUCACCCAUCACAACCUCCUCCUCCUCAUUUUAUGCCAUGUCCACAUCAUCACGAUAAGUGUCAUCACCGCUUUACUACUGCCGUAAAUUCAAAACCUGAUACAAUAAGCAAGCUCAAAAAGCUGCCUGGCAAUAUGAUGGAGCUAUUUUCACCUUCUAUCAUCGGCUAUUGUGCAGACUUUGUGGUCUCGGGCCUCGCGUCAGGUGGUUUUUUUUGAGAUUUUUAUAUAUUUGGCCCAUUCUUUGGGUUGUCUUCUUCCUGAAAGGUGCUUUUAUAGGAUCCUCCUUGUCGAGCAGAUACAAAAAAAUGUAUUGAUGUAUUUUAUUUUUAUUUAUUAUUUUUUUCUGACUCCUGAGAUUCACUCAAUCAAA
Lobosporangium transversale is the source of this 731-nucleotide messenger RNA. RefSeq lists its product as hypothetical. The coding region runs from base 98 to 577 and encodes 159 amino acids. The transcript has a single exon. NCBI's taxonomy places the organism in Eukaryota, Fungi, Mortierellomycota, Mortierellomycetes, Mortierellales, Mortierellaceae. The record is from RefSeq and is a predicted model, not a curated record.